GCCCCAAACCCGCUGCCUUCGACACCAUUUUUCUAUACUCUACAGCAAACAGCUGCAACAUGAGUCUCCUUUGACUCCCUUUACCUACGCGACUCCGACCAGGUGGCUUUGCAACGGCUCUGACGCAUGCGUUUGCAAGCUCAAGCUCCUUGGACAAAGGCUACCGACCUCUUCAACCCCCGAGCUCGAGCUACUACGACUACAAGACGCCUUCCCUUACCUCCGAUACUUAUAAGACGACGAGCCGCCGCAUUUUGGCAAGGCAGACCAGACGAUCGCGAUCGCACGCUGCAGCUUCUCUCCACCAUCUUGAACGAUCUUUACGACAUGCCGGCUAACAAGAGAGGCGCCCCGUCGUCGAAUUCGACGAGCUCGAAGAAGCGCAGGACGGACAAGGACGUGCAGAAAUACUAUGCUGUGCGCACCGGUGCGCGUCCAGGUAUUUAUCUGACCUGGGCCGAGUGCCAGAAGCAGACGGCUGGCUUUCGUGGAGCGCAAUACAAAUCCUUCCUAACCCGAGAGGAUGCGCAGGCGUUUGUGGAGGGCAAGAAGAUACCGAGCGAGGAAGGCGAAGAGAAGCCGCUGCGCUUCUAUGCCGUCGCGCGCGGCAUCUUUACGGGCAUCUUCAUGGACUGGGGAACAGCGUCACUGGCGAUCGCGGGGACCAAGGGGCCUAAGUACAAAAAGUUUGACACGUACGAGGACGCGCUGGAUUUCAUCCGAGAAUGGGGCGAUGAGCAGACAAUUGCCAUCGCGGAGAAGGAGGCUCGGCGCAACGGGAUGACGGUGCCGUCGUCGAAUAAGACCUUCGUCAAGGCCGAGAAGUCAGAGGAUACCUCCGAUUCGGAUGAUGACUCGGAACAGUCGGACGAUAUUCUCUCUGUGGAGCCGGAAACAAAGAUCUACACGCAAGUUUACACUGAUGGAAGCAGUCUGGGCAAUGGCACUGCAGGAUCCGUGGCAGGCGUGGGCGUCUAUUUCGGACCCAAUGACCCCCGAAACGUCUCUGAGCGCCUCGAAGGCGAACUCCAAACGAACCAGCGCGCGGAGCUCACCGCCAUUCUGCGGGCAUUUCAGUUGAGCCCGUUGACGCAACCGAUAGAGAUCGUGACGGACAGCAAAUACUCAAUCAAGUGCGUGACAGAGUGGUACGAGAACUGGGAGAAGAACAAAUGGCGAACCUCGACGAACAACGAGGUCAAGAACAAGGACCUGAUUCAGGCGGUGCGAGAGGAGAUUGCGAAGCGUGAUGCAGCGGGAACGAAGACGAACUUCGUCUGGGUCAAGGGACAUAACAGCCACCCGGGUAACGUAGCAGCGGACGGGCUCGCCGUCGCCGGGGCGAGUAUGGGCUUGCCGGCCAAGGGACGAAAGAAGCUCAAGUGAGGGAGAAGUCUGCUCAGCGAGAAGCGGUUCCCCGGACGACGAUGCGUACGAAGAGCUCACAGACGCUAGACAACACGUUUGUUUGCAGGUAGACGAAGUCAGUCGAGAGGCAGAAAGCGGUGACGGGCAGCGACCCUGGCGGCACCAACCGCUUCCAGCGAUCCUCGGAUAAACACCCGAUACCAUCUGUUAUCGGGUUGCAGCAGUAGAGAACUGAGGAGCAUCACGGACAACGCUACCUACACACUUGCGAGGGAGGACAGAUGUGGACAUAUGUUACGGAGGGGUCGCUUUUCGGAGGAGUUCGCAUCUCGAUGAUCGUUGUAUCAAUGGGGCGGGCAGUUUUCCAGCGUUUGCUAAUCGUUACUUUUCAUCUGUUGUGGAUGCGGCUGUAUUGUUUUGCGCGUCAUAUCCCGUUCUCGUCGAAGACCGUUCUGGCUCUUUGACAUUGUCAUCACUCGUAGACCGACUCCCUGCUGUCGUUGCAGUACGGGAUCGUCGGCGACGGCCGCAUGAUGGAGAGAGCAGCAGUCUUUUGUUUUUUCCCCCAGUGAUUUCAACGCUUACAGAUGAGCUCGGUUCGGCAAUGAUUCUGCUUAUUUUUGUUUGUCCUUGUAUGUAAACCUUGCCGUGGAUAUCCCUCAGUUUUCAUGCAACUCGGCUUCACUAUUGACCAAAGUACAUACCGACCAGCGGCUGUCUCCUUCACGGGAGAAAACAAGGUCUUUUUCAUCAGGCAUAUGUAUGUGUAUGUGAGUGUGUGUACGUGUGUAUGCUUCUCAUCGGUCUGUCUAAACCUGUCUUACUCCGUAGCGACUGUACAACAACAUCUCGCCUAGCGAAAGGUGAUUUACCGUCACCGUCUGUUUUGCUUCUUGACCAUCUCCCCCACCCUGUCAAGGUCACCGCGCCCUGCCCCAGACCUCAAAGUAUUUCUCGCCUGCCCCGGAUGAAAACCUAGGCUCUUCGCGAGUCUCUUACGACGAGACCGCAUACUACCGGUAAAGUAGCCAGCCGGUGAGUCGGUGUGAGAAGCGUGCGAGCUAGGCAGACAAUGUCCAGCUGAGGGAACCCCAUGCCGAAGAGGGGCCCAGAGAGAUUUUCAUUUUUAUUUUAUAGGGAAAUCGACUGGCCGGGCAGCUGGAUAGUCAACUUGGUAU
This is a messenger RNA of Colletotrichum destructivum, 2546 nucleotides long. Its product is annotated as Putative large ribosomal subunit protein bL9/RNase H1. Lineage: Eukaryota; Fungi; Ascomycota; Sordariomycetes; Glomerellales; Glomerellaceae. The transcript has 3 exons. Gene Ontology annotation, biological process: DNA replication, removal of RNA primer. The coding region runs from base 127 to 1386 and encodes 419 amino acids. Gene Ontology annotation, molecular function: nucleic acid binding; RNA-DNA hybrid ribonuclease activity. The record is from RefSeq and is a predicted model, not a curated record.